Molecule: messenger RNA, 715 nt
Organism: Belonocnema kinseyi
Lineage: Eukaryota; Metazoa; Arthropoda; Insecta; Hymenoptera; Cynipidae
Product: Sjoegren syndrome nuclear autoantigen 1 homolog
Exons: 3
Coding region: 149-505 (118 amino acids)
Cellular component (GO): ciliary basal body; centrosome
Source: RefSeq, a predicted model, not a curated record
GUGGUCUCCGUUUUAUUUGACACCACAUUCAAAAUUGUUAGUAAACAUCGUAAAUAUUUCUCUUUAGAAAUGUUUGAAAAUAGAUAGUCUAGUCAUUCUCAGACGUGUGCAGAUUCUGAUUGAAUGCUGAAAUAUUAUAUAUUCCAUUAUGUCACAACACGGUGCUGCUCUACAAACUUAUAACCAGGAACUAGUGAAAUGCCUGGAGGAUAUGAAAAUGCGUCGUAUGGAUUUACAGGCGCAAAUUGAUGCAGAGGAAGAAGAAAAAAAUAAUCUACAGCGUGAGAUAGAGAAGAUGUCUUACAAAUUAACCCGCCUAAACGACAGUCUCUCCAAAAGAAUAGCAGUGCGAAAUGAAUAUGACAGAACCAUUGCUGAUACGGAAACAGCCUACGUAAAGAUUCUUGAAAGCUCGCAACUUUUGCUCAAUAUGCUAAAAAGAGAAGCUUCGAGUCUGGACCGGACUUUAGUGAAGAGCAAUAUGGACAAACAAUGCAGACAAUGAACAAGGAGCCGUAGUUUCUGGAAAAUUAUAUUUAUUAAAAUAUCUAUGUAUAAUGUAUAUAUACAAAGGUUUAUAACCGCCACAGUAGAUGCGUAGGACCGCUUGCGGUCAACAAGUACAAAAAUUGUAUAUAAUUCGAAUAUUUAAAGUAUUUCCCUAAGGCUAGAAUACGAUUUCAGUACAUGGCAAUUCAUAAGCGUAAGAUAGUGA